CUACCAUAUUCGUACAUCAGUUAGAAGCUUUACUUUCUGUUUUACUUCACUAUCUAUUCGAAGCGAAUCGAACAGCGUUAAGGCGCUGCUUAGCGCAGCGCCUUUUGGCCCCGAGCCAACAUGCUCUACAGUCAUGUUACGCUGUUAAUGCUACGGGUUGUGGAUGUGGUAGCGAAAACCACCGUUCAACAAUCGGCUCGUAUGCUUGUAGCGGAAAUUCCGGGAGAAAUACAGAUUGGCGCGCUUUUUCCGCUACAUCGUCAAAUAGCCGGUUCGGAAUCUUGCGGACAAAUAUGGGAACAAUACGGUAUACAACGUACCGAAAUUGCUCUACGUACAGUACGCGAACUGCAAGAUCAACUACCGUUUCGUCUCGGAAUAUCAAUAAGAGAUUCCUGUUGGACCGAACGAAUAGCGAUGGAACAAACAAUUGCAUUUCUUCGCGAAGGUGUCGCUCAAUGCAGUUGUUGUCAGACGCCCGGUUGCAACAAGAAAAGUGUGCCAGUAGUCGCCAUUGUCGGACCAGGCAAAAGUUCGGCUACCAUUGCUGUGCAGAAUUUGUUGCAGGUAUUCCGCAUUCCUCAAGUAGGAUACUCGGCUACUACACCGGAUCUAUCAGACAAAGAACAAUUUGGCUACUUCAUGCGUGUCGUACCAUCGGAUGUUUGGCAAGCGCAAGCAAUCAAUCGACUUUUACAUCACUACAACUGGACUUACAUCGCAGUGCUAUAUUCAGCUGGCAACUAUGGUGAGAAAGGUUUCGAAGCAUUGGAACGUCUGUUAGACCAGAAGAAAUCGUCUGUUUGUGUAGCGUACUCGGAAAAGAUCAAGAGUUUGGCCGGUGAUGCUGAAUAUAGAAAUGUCCUGAAGAAGCUUUCAAGCCAGAAAUCUCGUCCUCAAGUGGUAGUUUGCUUUUGUGAAGGCCUAACCAUCAGAAACUUCUUCCAAGCGCAGAAAGAUUUGAUUCGAAAGGGAAAGAGCUUCAAAAGGUUUCAAUGGAUUGGUUCUGAUGGUUGGGCUGAUCGAAAUGAUGUGGUGGAAGGAUUGGAAGACGAAGCCGAAGGCAGCUUCAGCAUACGUAUUCAUGCUCCAAAGGUUCCUGGAUUUCGUGCUUACUACUCACAGCUUAAUCCCGAGAAUAACACCAUUAAUCCAUGGUUUCGAGAAUUUUGGCAGCAAAAAUUCGGUUGUCAAUUCGCCGUAUCAAAAGAGGAUAAGAAUAACGAGAAUAUCCGAAUUUGCACUGGCAACGAGGAUUUGGAUAAGGAGUACAAGGAGGAUCCAAAGCUGUCGCAGGUCAUCAAUUCUAUAAAAGUGGUCGCUUAUGGUUUGAAAGCUAUGUACCAAGAUCGUUGUCGUGAUAAUUCCACACUGUGCACGGAAAUGUUGUCAAGAAAUGGCACAUUGCUUUAUCACUACCUGCUAAACGUCACAUACGAAGAUCAGUUUAAACAAUCCAUCUACUUUGACAGUAAUGGAGAUCCUCCAGCAUGGUACGACAUACUAAACUAUGUGGGCCAACGAAAACCUGACGAUCCUUAUGCUGAAGUGGGCAGCUUCCAAUCGAACAACAUCAACGGUGUCGAAGAGCUGAAUAUGACCGAUACACACAAUAUUGUGUUCUAUGAUCGUUCAAAUGAGCUGCCAGAAAGUGUUUGUAGCAAACCGUGCGGGAUUGGACAGCGGCAGCGCGAAACCAUUGCGUGUUGUUGGAUUUGUGAGAAUUGUAUGGAUCAUCAAAUAGUGAACUAUACCACCAAUCAGUGCCAGAAUUGUAGCAUAGGAACCUGGCCAGACGAGCUACGGAAAUCUUGUCUACCAUUGCCGCAUGAAACCCUAUCGUGGUCGUCCUUUGGUUCGGUCUUAGCGCUGAUUCUCGCCACUGUUGGAAUAAUCACGACAACUCUUACUACUGUGAUCUUCAUGAAACAUAACAGCACCCCUGUAGUGAAAAGCACGACUAGAGAGCUUAGCUAUAUCAUACUCUCAGGGAUUAUGACGUGUUACGCUGUGACUUUCGCAAUUUUGGCCAAGCCAUCCUCAAUUUCUUGUUUUCUAGCCAGGAUUAUCCCGCCCAUUGCCUUUUCAAUUGUUUACUCUGCCCUGCUUACAAAAACUAAUCGUAUAGCCAGAAUCUUAGCUGGCAGCAAAAAGCGGAUUCUUACGAAGAAACCGCGUUUUCUGAGCACAUUCUCUCAGGUGGUCAUCACAUGGAUUCUUGUUGGAAUUCAAUGUGUAGUCGUUGCUGUCGGUGUGCUACGAGAAUGGCCAUCGGCCGGUUUUUCGCCGCAUUAUCUGCCACAACGCCUGGUACUAGUCUGUGCUACAUCGUCAAGUUCAUUUCUUACACCAUUUAUGUGGAAUCUCUUCUUAAUCUCAUUAUGUACUCUUUAUGCGGUAAAAACUCGAAAUCUACCUGAAAAUUUCAACGAGGCCAAAUUCAUAGGAUUUACAAUGUAUUGUACAUUAGUGGUUUGGAUUGCUUUCAUCGUGCUACAUAUGGGUACAACGAAUAAAGCGUUGACAAUGAGUUUUUCGUUCUCAUUGUCCGCUUCUAUACCUCUGAUAUUGUUAUUUUUUCCUAAAUUAUAUAUUAUACUUUUGCAUCCUGAGAAAAAUGUGCGGGCAUCGUAUACUACCACAAAAUUGAUACGAUGUCAUUUUGGCAACUCGCAAGGGGCGUACGAUAGCAAACAUCUGUCGAGCAAGACUACGAGAACAUCAGUGCAGUCAGCAUCAGUGAGGAGCUCAACGAAAUCCUCAAGUUUGGCUGGAGGUGCUGGUGGCGGAAUAACUCGUACAGCGUCCGUUCAUGUACCGGUGGCGGCAACUAAGAGCGGAAUCCAGGUGGACAGUUCUACGCAGACAGACAGUAGAUCUUUCUCGAUCGUGGGCAAGAAGAAGCCGGUAGAUGAGGAUGUAGCUCAAUUAGUGGAGGCUUGUCGCCGAUACCAGGAUGAAAAGCUCUGCGCGACGGCAGCUAACUUGCUAUUAGAGGAACAAGAAGACGAAGUUGGCGCACUGCUGGCGGAUUCCAUCGAGAACUCGGUACGAACCGUGUUAUCGACGGUGGCCGGCGGUGUGCGGCCAACACACGCAGCACUCCCACCAUCGAUGAGGACGGUUUCGAAGAGUUACUUCGCAGUCGAGGUGUACAACCGCUUCAGUUCAGUCAAGCUACGCCAUUGUGAUUGGAGUUGUUAUUGUAAGCUGACAUCGGCUCCGAAAGUUUGGCUCCUCCAACUCUCCAGAUGCCAUAUUCUUCGUCCAAGCAACCAAGUCCUAAUUUUCCUCCAACAUUCCUUCACAACAGAUUGGGAAAUUAGGAUUUCUCCAAUCAUACGCCGAGACGUAAUUGUGGCAAACGACGAUGGACGAAUUUUCAUCAAAUUCUUCCUACAAUGCGAGCAUAUCCAACAAGGAAGACGUUGAUGAAAUAUCGUUUUUUACCGCCCGCGAAGACUUUACUAUGAACAGAACAGCGUUACUGACGGCAAGUGACACAUUCCAAAGUGUGAAUUCGAACUUUUCAUAUCUAUCAGAGGACGAACAAAACUUGUCUUCUCAAGAUGUGACUCUUCUAGAAAAAUCUCCUCAAGAAACCAGCACAAGUCCGAAUCCUUUGGCUGCGCAUGCCUCGAAUGUGCUAGGGGAACGCAGUAUAAACAUACGUCAAGAAUGUCAGACUCCUUUGGAGCAAAAGAAUGUGGUUGCUGCAACGCCGAAGCGGAGCAAGCUCAAGACACCAAAAAGAUAUUUUCGGCCUUCAAAUCCCAAACUGAACAAUCGCAAUCCGAAGGGCCUCGAUUUGUCCAAAAGGUUGCAUUUAUUCCGCGGAGCUAUUCAGAAACCGGAAAAGUACCUUGGACUGUCCACCAAGAUACCAUUGCCGACAAUAUUCUUCAAAUCACUUAAGUCAGCUAGAUCAGCGUAAUUGAUGGUCAUUGCUGAAUGAACGUAUA
Messenger RNA from Cylicocyclus nassatus, 3962 nucleotides. The record is from the annotation of a GenBank genome assembly. NCBI's taxonomy places the organism in Eukaryota, Metazoa, Nematoda, Chromadorea, Rhabditida, Strongylidae.